Ictalurus punctatus (channel catfish) is the source of this 796-nucleotide messenger RNA. RefSeq names its product guanylin. Gene Ontology annotation, cellular component: extracellular region. Bases 90 to 416 code for a protein of 108 amino acids. The transcript has 3 exons. The record is from RefSeq and is a predicted model, not a curated record. Gene Ontology annotation, molecular function: guanylate cyclase activator activity. Lineage: Eukaryota; Metazoa; Chordata; Actinopteri; Siluriformes; Ictaluridae.
AAAGAGAAGUAGAGGCAGGACAUAACACUGAGGUGAGAACACCUGGAGAACAACUGGAAAAGACCAACAGCUUUUUUCAAAACAUCAUCAUGAAGACCAUCCUUUCACUCGCUCUUCUCUUGACCACUCUCUGCCUGGUCUCUGAGGCUGUCCAAGUCCAGGAUGGAGAAUAUUCCUUCUCAUUUGAAUCGGUGAAGGUUCUUCAGCACCUUAUGGACAGCAGCUCUGUCCCCAAGCAGCAGAAUCCUCGCCUAGUCAAGACCAGCUACAGUGCAGUUUGUGGCAACCCAACGCUUCCUCAGGAGUUUACAGGGCUCUGUCAUAAUAGUGGCUCUGCCCUGGUCUUCUCCAGGCUAGCUGCGGUGCCUAUGGAUGUGUGUGAAAUCUGUGCUUUCGCUGCCUGUACUGGUUGCUAGACAUCAUUACUAUUUGUGAAGGAAUGUCUUUUUCCAUGCACACAAGUGGUAACAGACUGUUUUGGAACUGUUACAUGUUUAAAAGCACAUGUGUAAUGCCUCUUAGUCUGAAAAAUUGAUAAACUGUUUUUUUUGUUGUUGUUGUUUGUUGUUUGUUAUUUGUUACAACAUGUUUAUAUGUAUAUUUAUCAAUUUGAUGUAGUCCUAUUGUUCUAUUUCUAUUUCUAUGUGUCUUGUGUUUGCAUAGUCUUAUGUUCAUCAGUGCCUUAUAUGUGCACUAAAACACUUUCAGAAGUAUCAUGUCUUGUAGCUGUUCUUGUAAGGCUGAAAAAUAUAGUUGAUAUAAAUUAAUAUCAAAUAAACGCUUCCAUUGGUCUGAA